AUGCAGUACAGACUUAUCCUCGCCGCCUCCAUGGCCAUCGCUGUCAACGCCAGCCCUGCCCCCAUGCCCACCAAGGCCCCUUCCAUCCUCAAGGCUCGUGCUCCCGCCGCCGCCGGUAGCAGUGUCCUCAGCGCCCCCAUGACCAUCGCUGCCGGCGAGACCUUCGACGGUGGCAACGUCAUGUACGACCGUGGUGUCAAGUGCACUGGUCAGGUCGAGGGUGGUGACUCCGACGCCGUCUUCAUCCUCGAGAAGGGCGCUUCCCUCUCCAACGUCAUCAUCGGCCCCAACCAGAUCGAGGGUGUCCACUGCAACGGUGGCUGCACCAUCACCAACGUCUGGUGGGACGCCGUCUGCGAGGACGCCUUCUCCAUCAAGAAGCAGGACGACGGCGAGACCACCACCAUCAACGGCGGAGGUGCCACCGGCGCCGAGGACAAGGUCAUCCAGCACAACGGUGGCGGCACCGUCGCCAUCAACAACUUCGAGGUCUCCGACUUUGGCAAGAUGUACCGCAGCUGCGGCAACUGCAAGUCCAUGCCUGCCCGCCACGUCAUCGUCACCGGCGGCUCUGCCUCCAACGGCAAGGUCCUCGUCGGCAUCAACUCCAACAUGGGCGACACCGCCAGCAUCUCCGGCGUCUCCAUGACCAGCGUCGGUGACGAGUGCAUCGACUACGAGGGUGUGACUGACGGUAGCGAGCCUUCCAAGGUCGGCCCUUGCUCCGGCACUGGCGGCGGCUCCGGCGGCUCUACCGGUACCACCUCUGCUGCCGGCAGCACCAAGACGUCCACCCCCGCCGCCGGCACCAAGACGAGCUCUGCUGGCUCCACCAAGACCACCAAGAGCUCUACUAAGACGACCAAGUCUUCCACCAAGACCAAGACGACCAAGAAGGCCACCAAGACCUCGUCCUCCAGCGCCAAGGCCACCAAGGCUUAG
Clonostachys byssicola is the source of this 942-nucleotide messenger RNA. The record is from the annotation of a GenBank genome assembly. Lineage: Eukaryota; Fungi; Ascomycota; Sordariomycetes; Hypocreales; Bionectriaceae.